AUGGCAACCCCAAGCCGCCUGUUCAGGCGCCUACUUCGCCGAGUGCGGCGACAUGACUGGAGAUGUCUGAUAGCAUACUCGGCUCUGAUCCUGCUGUCGGCCUCCAUCUUCCUGUAUCUUCUUCUCGCAUACUACCUCGCGGGAGAUCCGCGUCUUGUUCCUUAUACCAUCCAGCAAGCGCGGAACGUCCUUCUCGUCACGGCACAUCCCGAUGAUGAGACUUUGUUCUUUAGCCCAACUAUCCUUCACGGUCGUGACAACCCGGAUGUCACUCGUUCCUUAUUGGUGCUAUCGACGGGCGACUAUCAUGGCCAGGGAGACAUCCGCAAGGCAGAAAUUGAACGUAGCUGUGCCGCACUCGGCAUCUCAUCUGCUCGUUGCGUUGUUCUGGAGCACGGUGCCUUACAGGAUAAUCCAAAGAAGUGGUGGCGCCAGGAUGUUAUUCAGGAUAUAGUCGCCCAUUACGUUCACAUGUGGAAAGUGGAUCUGAUCUUCACCUUCGAUAACGGCGGAGUCUCCGGCCAUAUUAAUCAUAGGGCUGUGAGUGCCGGUGUUCGCAGAAAAUAUGCAGAGGACUUUCCGCAUGCUCCACCGGUCUAUGCCCUACAGAGUACAUUCCUCCUGCGCAAGUACUCGUCGCUCGUUGAUCUGAUCUUGACCUCUGUGCCAUUCGCCUGGCGCAUCGGGGCAGCGGUCCUGACAGCAGCACCGCCACCCACAGGACACGACAUAUACGGAAACAGAGCGCUGCUGGUAAGUCCGUGGCAGACCUACCUGACUGCGCGAACAGCAUUCAGUCAACAUGAUAGUCAGUACUCAUGGGACCGGGUGUUGUACUUGAUAGUGAGCCGUUAUAUGUGGUUUAAUAAUCUGUAUCGGAUAGCCUAA
Aspergillus costaricaensis CBS 115574 is the source of this 888-nucleotide messenger RNA. RefSeq names its product PIG-L family deacetylase. Gene Ontology annotation, biological process: GPI anchor biosynthetic process. The record is from RefSeq and is a predicted model, not a curated record. Lineage: Eukaryota; Fungi; Ascomycota; Eurotiomycetes; Eurotiales; Aspergillaceae. Gene Ontology annotation, molecular function: N-acetylglucosaminylphosphatidylinositol deacetylase activity. Bases 1 to 888 code for a protein of 295 amino acids. Gene Ontology annotation, cellular component: endoplasmic reticulum. The transcript is spliced from 4 exons.